GUUGAACUCGAGCGUGUCUUUAGGUAGAAGAGUGAAACGUGGGUGCUUGUGGGUAGGACGUCCAGGUCAGCCAUAUUGUCUUCUUCAACCGCUUGAAGGAGAGAGAGAAAGACAGAGGGAGAAUGAAGGGGAUCCGGGGAAUAAGCCAGCUGUCGAAGAGGCUGUAUGCAGCGCAGGCUGCCUGUAAGGUUGAGGUUUCCGAGGCGUUCAAGCUCGUGCCACAGGAGGUGCAGGUGUCCAAGUUGCCCAGCGGCCUUGUGAUUGCUUCCCUGGAGAACUAUUCCCCAGCCUCUCGUAUCGGUGUUCUUGUGAAGGCUGGCAGUCGCUAUGAACCCCACGACAGCCUGGGCGUCACACACGUGCUCCGACUGGCGAGUGGCCUGACUACCAAAGGAGCCUCUGCGUUCAGGAUUUGCCGUGGCAUUGAGGCUGUCGGAGGAAGUCUGGGCGUGUCUACAUCCCGGGAAACCAUGGUCUACACUGUGGACUGUUUGAGAGAUGACAUUGACACAGUCAUGGAGUAUCUCAUCAACGUGACCACUGCACCAGAGUUUCGGCCAUGGGAGCUGUCUGACCUCACUGCCAGGGUGAAAUUGGACAACGCCAUCGCCAGCCAGAACCCACAGAUUGGUCUCCUCGAGAAUCUGCAUGCUGCCGCUUUCAAGAACGCCCUUUCCAACUCUCUGUACUGCCCAGAGUACAUGGCGGGCAAAAUCACCACAGAUCAGCUGCACGCCUUCGUUCAAAACAAUUUUACAAGCGCACGAAUGGCGCUCGUUGGACUCGGUGUGGACCACGCUGUUCUCAAACAAGUAGGAGAGCAGUUCCUUAACAUCCGUAGCGGAGCAGGCACUGUCGGGUCAAAAGCCCUAUACCGUGGAGGUGAGCUGCGGGCUCAGACAGGAGGCAGUCUGGUGCAUUCGGCCGUGGUGAGCGAGAGUGCUGUGGCCAGCUCUGCCGAGGCCGUAGCUUUCAGCGUGCUGCAGCACGUCCUGGGAGCCGGACCGCACGUCAAGAGAGGCGCCAACACCACCAGCAAACUGAGCCAGGCCAUCUCCAAGGCUACGGCCCAGCCCUUCGACGCCUCUGCCUUCAAUGCCAGUUACUCUGAUUCUGGGCUUUUCGGCGUGUACACUAUCUCCCAGGCUGAUUCAGCUAGAGAUGUGAUCAAGGCUGCAGUUGGCCAAGUCCAUGCUGUUGCACAAGGAAACCUGGCUGCAGAGGAUCUAAGCAGAGCCAAGACUCAGCUGAAGGCGGAGUACCUCAUGUCCAUCGAGAGCUCAGAAGGCCUGUUUGAAGCUAUUGGGACUCAGGCGUUGACCGAGGGCACUUACCAUACUUCAGAGGCAAUAACCCAAAAAAUCGAUGCUGUGUCUUCAAGUGAUGUUGUCAAUGCGGCGAAAAAGUUCAUGUCAGGGAAGAAGUCAAUGGCUUCCAUUGGACAUCUGGUUAACACACCAUUUGUGGAUGAAAUCUGAAUGUUCUUCAGUGUUCCACUUAUUUUGUCACCUCUGCAUAGCUCCUUUUAUUAAAAAAUACCACACAUAAAACCACAGUUCCAGCAAACAUACUGUCAACGUGAUGAUGCUGUUAUCUCCAUCUUGUGAGGAAACAAAGAAAAGACGAGACUUCAUGCUUGUCCAUUUGAGAUGUAUAGCACAUGUAAACUAAUGAGUAAAGUGUAUUAGGGAAAAAAAA
Molecule: messenger RNA, 1698 nt
Organism: Ictalurus punctatus (channel catfish)
Lineage: Eukaryota; Metazoa; Chordata; Actinopteri; Siluriformes; Ictaluridae
Gene: uqcrc2b
Product: cytochrome b-c1 complex subunit 2, mitochondrial
Exons: 14
Coding region: 123-1478 (451 amino acids)
Cellular component (GO): mitochondrion
Molecular function (GO): metal ion binding
Source: RefSeq, a predicted model, not a curated record